Messenger RNA from Bradysia coprophila, 1666 nucleotides. Its product is annotated as acetylcholine receptor subunit alpha-like 2. Gene Ontology annotation, molecular function: extracellular ligand-gated monoatomic ion channel activity; transmembrane signaling receptor activity. The record is from RefSeq and is a predicted model, not a curated record. Gene Ontology annotation, cellular component: membrane. Gene Ontology annotation, biological process: monoatomic ion transmembrane transport. NCBI's taxonomy places the organism in Eukaryota, Metazoa, Arthropoda, Insecta, Diptera, Sciaridae.
AGAUUGAAUUGAUGUUUAUACAAAAAAAAUUAUUCUGAGACGAAAUAUUCUUCACACAGAUUUUAGUUACCAGUCGACUGUCGUGAGGAAUAACUGAGCGGAACUUCGUAUUUUUUAGUUGUUAGUCUCAUUAAAUUGACUUGGGAUAAACUUUUCAAUUGUUUUCCUUUUGAUUCCAGUUGAUUUAUUGAUAUGAAAUACGGAAUUGUUUAAAGGAAAAAACGGUUUUUACAAAGUGAAAAGUAUGUUUCGAUUCUUAUUUGCAUUUGGAUUAUGUUGGAUAUGUAGUGGGCAGUCAAUCAACCCAACCUCAAAACCAAUAUGGAACGCCACCUACACGGACCUUUUGAAAAAAGACCUUUUGAUUGGCUAUGACAAAUUUGCUCGACCCGCACAACACUACAACAUGACCGUAGUAUCGGUUAAAUUAACCAUUAGACACGUUGAACUUGACGAAGAUAAGUCAGUAUUUAGCGCUUACGGAUGGCUAGCGUCGCAAUGGAAGGACGAAAAACUGAAAUGGAAAGAAUCCGAUUAUGGCGGUUUGACAUCCGUGCAUAUGGCCGACCACGAACUGUGGCAGCCCGAUCUCUUAUUGUACAAUGGUGCCACAGGUACUUUGACAGACAUGUACGGCAAUUCUCAUUGCAUCGUCCAAAGCAGUGGCGAUAUAUUGUGGGUUCCACCGACCCACUACCAAAGCUUUUGCCAACUCGAUUUGAGAUUAUGGCCGUUUGACACGCAAGAGUGUACAAUUCUCAUGGGGUCUUGGACGCAUCACGGAGAACAAAUAGAUCUACAAAUAAAUGACAAGGGCGUGGAGUUAGACCUUAGUACUGAAAAUAAUCAAUGGGAAGUGACGAAAGCAAGUGCCACACGCCAUCAGAAAUAUUAUAUCCCAAAUCCAGAACCGUAUCUUGAUGUCACAUUUAAUUUCACAUUGGUGAGACGAUCACCGAUGUAUAAGACUGUUGUUAUUACGCCAGCUGUUGGUGUCAUCUUGAUGACUCUCGCCAAUUUUUGGUUACCAGCUCAAUCCGGAGAAAAGAUUCUUCUGAAUGGAGUCAACGCAUUGAUCAUUGUGACGUUCCUAACGUAUUUUGCGCAAAGGCUUCCGUCAAUGGCAAUACACACGCCUUUAGUAGUUCUUUUUUACAGCAGUGCGUUGUAUAUGGUGUCAUUCUCAAUGAUCAUCUCUGUGAUCGUAAUCAACUUAUCUAAAACGAAGCAAGCACAAGCAAUACCAUGGUAUCUGAAAAGAGUUUUGGAUGGAUACUUCGGUACAGUGUUGGGCUUAAAGCGAAUUAGUGGGCUGGCUCCCAAACAGCCAAUAGCUGAAGAACUACGUGACCAACCGUUCGAUGAGCACGUAACUUCAGACGAUCAUCACAUCAUUCAGUCCUGCAGUAAAGGUCCAAUACAGCAAGAUUACAUUAUUCUGGCUACAGCUAUCGAUCGUGUCGCAUUUUUGAUUUAUUGCUUUGUGUUCAUUGUAUUAGCCAUAACUUACUCUGUUUAACAUCGUUGAUUGAACGAAAUCAGAAGAAUGAAAGUUUUGAGAUUGGUAUUGACGGUAUUGACUACAAUAGCGAUUACAUGCGAUGAGUAGGAGACGAAUUAGGGUAAAUGCAAAAUCAUUUUGGAAUAAAGAGAACAAUUUUUUGAA